AUAAAUUCUUAAAUAAACAUUCUUCAUUUGUGAAUCGUGAUUCGUAAUAUUGAACAUUGAAGUGUUUUAUUUUUCCGUAGACCGUAAUCACUGGUCAGUGCGACACUGCAAGUUGCGAUAUUUGCGAGUUCCUGUACAUAGCAAGACAGACGCAUUUUGGUUUGCAACGAAGUAUUGGGCAAUCUUUGGCAAUCCAUUUUUUGACAGUCAUGGACACCAAAGUUGAUCUGCUGAAAUUGUUGGACGACAAUCGUUUGACCGUUGCGCAAGGGAUGUCCGACCGAAAAAACGUAUUAUUCGUCGUCGGCAAGUCGUCUGCCGUCAAGGAAUUAGAAGAGUUCGCUAGUUGUAAUGCCGACAGGGCCAACGUGAAAAUCGAAAUUGUCGAAAACAUUGGCCUUGCGACCGACGGACCAUUGUACAGCGCCAUUCUAUCGGGCUUCGGGGCAGAUGACAAUGUGUCGUGCGACUUGAAUUUAUUACCAACAUACACUACACUGCUGACUGCUGGCGGCACGCUGAUCGCGAAAACCGAUGUAGGGACUGAGGAUGCGCUCGUGAAACGUAUGAAACUGUGCGGUUUCCUUAAUGUUGCUAAGAGUGAAUCUGUUCCAGGAGUGGUUGUCGGCAAUAUGCCCACGUACAAGGUUGGGUCCAGCGACAAAGUCACGUUGAAUCCAGAGAUGAAAGAAAAUGUUGUUUCAGCAUGGAAGUUGGACGAUAAUAAUUCCGAAACAAUAUCUGAAGAUGAUUUAUUAGAAGCCGAUGAUUUAAUAAAACCGGAUUCUUCCUCACUCAGAGUGUGCGCUACUACCAAAAAAGCUAAGGCUUGCAAAGACUGUAGUUGUGGAUUAGCAGAAGAACUUGAAGCCAAUCGUCUCAAGGAUACACCCAAACCAGACACUUCCAAUGCCAAGUCGUCUUGUGGAAGUUGUUAUCUAGGUGAUGCAUUCCGCUGUGCAAGUUGUCCGUAUCUGGGUAUGCCAGCUUUCAGACCUGGCGAGAAGGUUCAACUCGCCGGAAACUUGUUACAGGACGAUUUCUAAUCGCUAUAUUCUGUCAAUAGCACUCAACACACAACUAGAAUAUUUAUACAACGGUAUUUUAAUUAUAAUAUUAUGUAUAGACAUCAAAAAUUCAAUUUUUGAAAUAAAUAAACAAGAUAUUUUUUUUUUA
Messenger RNA from Acyrthosiphon pisum (pea aphid), 1176 nucleotides. RefSeq names its product cytokine induced apoptosis inhibitor 1 (gene CIAPIN1). Gene Ontology annotation, molecular function: iron-sulfur cluster binding. Gene Ontology annotation, biological process: iron-sulfur cluster assembly. The transcript is spliced from 5 exons. Bases 210 to 1046 code for a protein of 278 amino acids. Gene Ontology annotation, cellular component: cytoplasm. The record is from RefSeq and is marked provisional. Lineage: Eukaryota; Metazoa; Arthropoda; Insecta; Hemiptera; Aphididae.